Molecule: messenger RNA, 969 nt
Organism: Pneumocystis jirovecii RU7
Lineage: Eukaryota; Fungi; Ascomycota; Pneumocystomycetes; Pneumocystales; Pneumocystaceae
Exons: 8
Coding region: 1-969 (322 amino acids)
Biological process (GO): spliceosomal snRNP assembly
Cellular component (GO): SMN complex
Molecular function (GO): RNA binding; protein binding
Source: RefSeq, a predicted model, not a curated record
AUGGGAGAAAAUUCUAAUUAUUUGCAUUCAACAUCUCAAUCAGAGAUGAGAAUCUUACCUUUGUUUUCUUAUUUAAAUUCAGGACAUACACGUCCAGUAGUACAUCUUUCAUUUUCACGUUUACUUGAAAAUAAUCAGUAUUAUUUGAUUUCUUCAUGCAAAGAUGGAAAUCCUAUGCUUCGUGAUGGUAUUACUGGAGAUUGGAUUGGUACAUUUUUGGGUCAUAAGGGUGCUACAUGGUCAUCACGAUUUAAUAAAGAUGCAGAUAAGGCAGUGACAGGUUCUGCUGAUUUUUCAGCAAAAGUAUGGGAUACAUAUACUGGAAAUGUAAUUCAAUCUUUUUCUCAUGAACAUAUUGUGCGAUCUGUAGAUUUUUCUGGGGAUUCUAGGGAAAUUGUAACAGGUGGUAAUGAGAAAAGAGUUCGUGUAUUUUCUUUAAAUGCACCUUUAACACCUGUCUUUGAUUUAUCCGGCCAUAAAGGCACAAUUAAAAGUGUAAUUUGGGCAGAUAAUUUUAUUAUAUCUUCUGGAGAUGAUGAGAAAGUGCGAUGGUGGGAUCUUCGAAUAUCAAAAGAAGUAGAUACUUUUGAUGCAGGAGAAUUUGUAACGAAUUCAGAGAAAAGUCUUGGAGGAGAGUAUCUUUUAGUUGUAGCAGGAAAAAAGAUUUAUUUUAUUGACUCUAAAACUCAUCAAACUGUAAAAACAAUUGUUACUGAAUACGAUGUCUCGAGCGUAUCUCUUCAUCCUCAAAAAACUACAUUUGUUACAGGUGGAAGUUCACAACUUUGGGUCAGAGUUUAUGAUUUUGAAACAGAAAAAGAAUUAAAAGUUUAUAAAGGACAUCAUGGGCCUAUACACUGUGUUAGUUUUAGUCCAGAUGGUGGAUUAUAUGCCACAGGUUCUGAAGAUGGUACAAUAAGAUUAUGGAAGUCACAGCCAGGUCCUUAUGGUUUAUGGCAAUGUGUUUGA